GCAGUGCCGCAGCAAGACAGCCCGUCCAGUCUACCAGCAGUUCAGCAGCUGCUCAUAACAUCCCCAAGCUGAGCCCCUCUGACGGGACAUUUUGGACUUAUUUUCUGUAACUGUACGCCUUACAACCCGCAACCCGAGAGGAUUUCUUGUCGGUUCUGAGAAACGUUUACUGUCACAUACAAGUGGCACGGAAGCUGGCAGACGGAAGAUAACAGCCUGCUUCGCCCGGUGCCGGGAGCCUCUAGCCCGGGCCGUUGGGGACUGGUGGGGUUGGCUAGCUGGAAGGCUAGCACUAGCCGGGGAGAGUCUCUCAGACCAGCAUCCUUUAACGCUUCGCUGCGUUGACGCCAACUCAACAGGCCUGAAGAUGGAUUGAAACAUGAAGGGUGGAACCGUCCCAUCAUCAAAAUAGGAGGGCGUCUCUCUUAGGUUGUGCUCUGCAGCUUAACUGUGUGACUGAGCUGGGGGACAGAGAGGAAGAUGCCUCCCAGGCCGUCCUCAGGGGAGCUAUGGGGCAUCCACCUGAUGCCUCCCAGGAUCCUGGUGGACUGCCUGCUGCCCAAUGGGAUGAUUCUGACCCUGGAGUGCCUCCGCGAGGCCACGCUUAUCACCAUCAAACAUGAGCUGUUCAAGGAGGCCAGGAAAUAUCCCCUCCAUCACCUCCUACAGGAGGAGACGUCCUACAUCUUUGUCAGUGUUACACAGGAAGCAGAGCGGGAAGAGUUCUAUGAUGAGACCCGGAGGCUGUGUGACCUCCGACUCUUCCAGCCCUUCCUCAAGGUCAUUGAACCAGUUGGCAACAGAGAGGAAAAGAUCCUCAACAGAGAGAUUGGUUUCGCCAUUGGUAUGCCUGUGUGUGAGUUUGACCUUGUGAAGGACCCCGAGGUUCAGGACUUCAGGAGAAACAUCCUGAAUGUUUGUAAAGACUCUGUGGAGCUGAGAGAUGCCAGUGGGCCCCACAGCAGAGCGCUGUAUGUUUACCCACCCAAUGUGGAAUCCACACAGGAACUUCCCAAACACAUCUAUAGCAAACUCGACAAAGGUCAAAUUAUUGUUGUGAUUUGGGUGAUUGUGUCUCCAAACAAUGACAAACAAAAGUACACGCUGAAGAUCAACCAUGACUGUGUGCCUGAACAGGUGAUUGCAGAGGCCAUUCGUAAGAAGACACGCAGCAUGUUGCUGUCUCCAGAGCAGCUAAAGAUGUGUGUUCAAGAAUAUCAGGGUAAAUACAUCCUCAAAGUUUGUGGCUGUGAUGAGUACCUGCUGGAAAAGUACCCCAUAAGCCAGUAUAAGUAUAUCCGUAGUUGCAUCAUGCUGGGCAGGAUGCCUAACCUGAUGCUAAUGGCGAAGGACAGCCUAUACUCUCAGUUGCCAACAGACAACUUUGUCAUGCCAUCAUACUCUCGCCGCAUUUCCACGGCAACAUCCUAUAUGAAUGGCGAGGCAGCUGCCAAGUCGCUGUGGACUAUCAACGGAACGCUGCGAAUCCGGAUCCUGUGUGCCACCUAUGUUAACGUUAAUAUACGAGACAUAGACAAGAUAUAUGUGCGAACUGGCAUUUACCAUGGAGGUGAACAGAUGUGUGACAAUGUCAACACACAGAGAGUACCCUGCUCCAACCCCAGGUGGAAUGAGUGGCUCACGUAUGAUAUGUACAUCCCAGACAUACCUCGUGCUGCCAGACUCUGCCUCUCCAUUUGCUCUGUCAAGGGCAGGAAGGGAGCCAAAGAGGAGCACUGUCCGCUAGCUUGGGGUAAUAUCAACUUGUUUGACUACACUCACACUUUGGUGGCCAACAAAAUGGCUCUGAACCUCUGGCCUGUCCCUCACGGCCUUGAAGACCUCCUCAACCCCAUAGGAGUCACGGGAUCCAACCCUAAUAAGGAAACUCCAUGUCUGGAGCUGGAGUUUGACCACUUCAGUAGUUCAGUCAAAUAUCCAGAUAUGAAUGCAGUAGAGGAUCAUGCAAACUGGACCAUCUCAAGAGAACUGGGGUUCAACUACAACCUCUCUGGACAGAGCAACCGGUCGGCCAGAGAUCACGCCCUGACAGAGAGCGACACCGAGCAGAUGAGACAGCUGAGUAACAGAGACCCUCUUUCAGAAAUCACUGAGCAGGAGAAAGACUUCCUCUGGAGGCACAGACACUACUGCAUGAACAUCCCUGAGAUUCUUCCCAAGAUCCUUCUCGCUGUCAAAUGGAACUCCAGAGAUGAAGUAGCACAGAUGUACUGUCUGUUAAAGGAAUGGCCGUCUAUCCGUCCUGAGCAGGCCAUGGAGCUGUUGGACUGUAACUAUCCAGACCCCAUGGUCAGGCACUUUGCUGUACGCUGCCUUGAAAAAUACCUGACUGACGACAAACUCUCACAGUACCUCAUCCAGCUUGUACAGGUAUUAAAAUAUGAGCAGUAUCUUGACAAUCCCCUGGCCCGAUUCCUCCUCAAAAAGGCCCUGACCAAUCAAAGGAUAGGUCAUUUCUUCUUCUGGCAUCUCAAGUCAGAAAUGCACAAUAAAACAGUGAGCCAGAGGUUUGGGCUGCUGCUAGAGGCAUACUGCAGGGCGUGUGGCAUGUACCUCAAACACCUGAGCAGGCAGGUAGAGGCCAUGGAGAAGCUCAUUAACCUCACUGACAUCCUCAAACAGGAGAAGAAGGAUGAGACGCAGAAGGUCCAGAUGCGGUUUCUUGUGGACCAGAUGAAGAGACCAGACUACAUGGAUGCACUGCAAAACUACACCUCUCCUCUCAACCCUGCACACCAACUGGGAAACUUGAGGUUAGAUGAAUGCAGGAUCAUGUCAUCAGCGAAGAGGCCGUUGUGGUUGAACUGGGAGAACCCUGACAUCAUGUCCGAGCUGCUCUUUCAGAACAAUGAGAUCAUCUUCAAAAAUGGAGACGACCUGCGGCAGGAUAUGCUGACGUUGCAGAUUAUUAAAAUCAUGGAGAAUAUUUGGCAGAAUCAGGGACUGGACCUUCGGAUGCUUCCUUAUGGCUGUCUGUCAUUAGGAGACUGUGUGGGUCUCAUUGAAGUGGUUCGCAGCUCCCACACCAUCAUGCAGAUUCAGUGUAAAGGAGGCUUGAAAGGAGCCCUGCAGUUCAACUCAAACACUCUGCAUCAGUGGCUUAAGGAUAAGAACAAGGGCGAAAUGUAUGACAUGGCUGUGGAUCUGUUUACAAGAUCUUGCGCUGGCUACUGUGUAGCUACAUUUAUCCUCGGGAUAGGAGACAGACACAACAGCAACAUAAUGGUCAAAGAUGAUGGACAGUUGUUUCAUAUAGAUUUUGGCCAUUUUCUGGAUCAUAAGAAAAAGAAAUUUGGCUACAAAAGAGAGCGAGUGCCCUUUGUACUGACACAAGACUUCCUCAUCGUCAUCAGCAAGGGAUCCCAGGAGUGCGCAAAGACCAAAGAGUUUGAGAGGUUCCAGGAGAUGUGUUAUAAAGCCUACCUGGCCAUCCGUCAGCAUGCUAACCUCUUCAUCAACCUGUUCUCCAUGAUGCUGGGCUCUGGCAUGCCUGAGCUGCAGUCGUUUGAUGACAUUGCCUACAUUAGGAAGACACUGGCCUUGGAGAAAACUGAACAGGAGGCGUUGGACUACUUUAUGAAGCAGAUGAACGAUGCUCACCAUGGAGGAUGGACCACCAAGAUGGACUGGAUAUUCCACACAAUUAGACAGCAUGCACUUAACUGAUCUCCUGCAAACAAACAAAAAAACACCACCAGUCCCACCGUAAAGUAACAACUCAGCAAUGAUGGAAGUUUGCAGCAACACCAGUAGAAGCACCAUUUUUGUUUAUCCAAACGAGCACCCUGUUUUUCUGCACUUUCUUGCCAUAAUCAUCUGCCUCUUUCUGUGGUCUUGGUGAUGUCCUCCCUCCCACUGCUUGCUCUGGGGUCCACAAGAGAGCAGUGUCCUCAUGUUCCGGUGACGAUGUGUCCUACUUGGAUGAUGCUUGUAUCCUUGGCUACUAUACCUCCUCUGUUUUUUUUCCUCCACCAGGAACAAACUGGGAGGUAAUUUUGCCCCCUUACCUUGCUGCUCUUACUGGAAAAACACAAAUUGGACAAAACGGCGCGAAGAAGACACAUCUGCCAAUCCAUAAAUGUAGCCACAAAGUAAGUUUAACUUCUUGCCCUUCUGCUGUAUUACUUCUGCACUGUGGCUCCGUCCCAUAAAGGAGGUGCUCGGGAACCUUUUUAUUUUUGAUCUUAUCACUGCUGAGAAAAUUGGGAGCAGAAAAAACUGUCUAAAUGACCUAUUAUAAUACAGGUGUUACUCAAACGUGUUGCACAGUGCAGGAUUACUGGAGUAUGAGGGUCUCUGUGAUGACUACCACUGCACAGUCUUCCACCAUCUAUGUGGUGAAGUUGCCCUCCUGAGCUGAUCUUGUGUCAGCUUUCCCACCUUUUAACCCUUUUGUGAGGAAAUUUCGAAGCUCAAAAACUGCAGAAUAGUCCACGUGUUUUAUUUUGCACAGCUCCGCAGUCUCCCACGGCCUCAAUGAAAAAGCACUCCAACCCUUGGGAACAGUAGUUGGUGGCGCUGCUUUUGACUGUUGCAUAUAAUAUAAACUUCAGGGUGAUGAUGCCUCUCCAUCAGAAAAAAACAGCACUUAGAAAUACCAGAAUAAUAUACAGAUUUAUUAUGACUUUUCUGAAUUUAUUUAUGUAUCUAGUUUCUUUCAGUUUCUACACAGGCAAAACUCCACUCUCCAGAGACACGCCAUUGUUUGUGUAAAUAUAUCUGAAGUUUUUUGUAUUUGUGUUUACCGAUUUGCUUCCUUCUUCUGACUACCACGUGCCACAGCUUUCCUCCUUUCUUUGUCGAGUUCUGCUCAUAUUCAUGAAUUAUGACUGCUGAUGCCUUUUUCUCCUCCAUAACUUUUAAGUUUAACAUCUCAUUCGACCCUGUCAGUAAAAGCCCCAUUUGUUGUAUUGUGGCUUGUUUGCAGCCCUACUUGGAAUUUAUAACAAAACAUAAUUUUGGGAUGCAAAUUGGUAAGAAUGAAAGUGCCAGUGUCACAUUUUAUGUAGAAUGGGACCUAUUUUAAGCCUCAGGCUAUCUGUUUUGUUGGCAAGCAGAUGCCCAGGGGAAUGUCACGUCUUCCUGUUGAUAAAAUGCCUUGGCGUCACAGCACAACACCCCACAACACUGCACACUGCGAAGCCCUUCAGACUCUGCCUAAACAUGUAAUAAUGAGCAAAUCACGACAGCACUAUUAACAUAACAAGCAUGAGAAGCUAGAUUUGACCUUCGUUGUGUAUUUUUUUUUUUUUUUUUUAUCUCUACCCACAUAAGGUUGAUGGUCUUUAGCAGUUUGUGGUCUUUAGCAUGUUUCCCAGUAGAAUAUCUUUGUAAUGCCAAUUUAUGGCAGAUGUUUUUACCUAGAACACCUUUAACUGAGACCAUUACCCUGGCGGUUUUUAAGCCACGCUCUCUGUUGCCACGUUCUCAAGUUAGAUGCUUAUUUCAUAGAUUUUCCCCGACAGAAACAUUUGAUUUUCAACAAGUCACGUUGAAAAGGCAGUUAUAGCAUCGUUUUGUAAAUCAAGUGAAACUCCUGAUAUAUACUGUAGUUAUGAGAAGGUUUUAAACAAAUGCUUCAAAUCUGAUUGGAUCCCUUAGAAGUGGGAAUGGUUUAGCCAAUACUGAGUGAUGUGAAACUGCAGAGAACUAUUGCCCCCCCCAGCUAUUCUUCAGACCUCUGACAUAGACUUUAUAUAUAUAGAUGGAUGACACAUGUCACUUACUCCCAAUGCACAAAAAUGAAGCCAAAAUAUCCCAGAUAUAGCCACUAGCAUCUUGCGCAGGCGGCAUCUUUUGGAGCCAGACUCUGCAGUAGUGAUCUCUUCGGUGGUAAAGUUCCCGUCCAAACACCUGUCCGACCAAUCGCUAGCGGCACCAUUGAAUGCGGACACACCGAAUGGCACACACAGCUGUCAGUCAUGUUGUCAAAUCCCCUUUUUAUAGCAUCAAGUAACUAAUAUUAACCAAACUUAUCAAAAAAAUCACAUCAGCGUGAUAAGACAUCUUUUAGUUCAACCCACAUCCUAUCUGUUACCAUGGAGGGGGCAGGGUUCGUGACUCAUACUGCAGCCAGCCACCAGGGAGCGAUCCAGGUGUUUUGGCUUCACUUUUGUGGAGCUGUCAUAUCAUCCAUCUUUAUAUAAAGUCUAUGACAUAUAGACAAAUAUUCAAACACACACCUUCUGUAUCACUUUGCUUGUUAUUAUGAGCCCCCUAGCUAAAUGUGAAUGUUGUAUAAAAUGACAGGCAGUUUAAACUAAUCCUGUCAAUAACAUUUUAUUGAAUCAAUACCUCUACUAAAUUUUAGUAUUAUUAUUUUACAGAAAGAGAAAAGGGACGAUUUUGAUUUUUUAAAAAACAAGGGAGUUUAAAAAAUAAAAAAAAAGGCAUAUAACAAGACAACAGCUAACACAGGGACCGGAUUACAGCUUGAUAAAUGCAUUUUUUGUUUUAUUGUUUCAGACCAUAGUCCCCUUGUGUUGUGAAAUUGGCAAUUUUCUCAAAAAUUAUUGUUAUAGAAAAUGUUUUUAAUCAGAUAACCCUGAGUCACAGUUAACCUAACGACUUUGUCAGCUGAAUUGAGAACUUCUCCUUUAGUGUGUUUUGCCGAGAAGAGAAUGCAUUAUUUUACAAGAAAAGGUGCCUCCAUGCAGCCGCCUGAUCCAACCCCCAAUGUAAAGACACUUGGAUGUGUGCAUAACUAAGUUAUUAUCUUAGUAACUGAAGUAUGAAAUUCAAUCUGUCAGCAGAAAAGGAAAACCUGCACAACUGUUGAUUGUAUUGAAAAGCCAAAGUUAUGGUCUGUUCUGAUGUGGCGCACAUGUGUGAUGUCAUAAUACUGCUGCAUUAAUGGCUAGAAUGUAUUUAACUGACAUGGACAUUAUGUGCACUCAUCUAUUCAAUGUUUUUGCAUCAGGUUAUGAGCAGAGAUUCUCUUCUUUUUUCUAAUGUGCCAAAUCAGGCAUCACUGAGGCCCGUGAAUGCUGAAAUUACAUCAUGCAGUAAGGCAUAUCAGUAACAGACGUGGAAAAAAAAAAGAAAAAACGUUGGGGUAUGCACUUAAAAAUUCUAGUUCUCAUUGCCUUUUUGUCCAGAAGGACGUGGAAAGUUAGCCUAGUAAGCAUGUUUCUCAAGCAGCAUAACCAGUAUGUAUGAUAUACAUUUUGAAGCAGCAUUAAGCAGUAUGUAUGUACAGUCACAGUCUUUUUCUAUGGUAGGCUUCAUGUGUGACAAACCUCUUAGUGUUGUUAUCUUUACUAUCCUUUCCCAUCUAUCCUCCAAACUGACUGCGUGAGUGUGUCUGUGUGCAUUGAUUGAUUUUUCUGUACAGGUUGCAGAGCUUCAUUGGCAGGCCCCAAUGAAAACCCACACUGUGUGUAUUUACAUGUCCAUGUGUCUGUGUGUGAUGACACUUAACUGUUGAAGUGGUGCUGUCUCUAAGUGUUUUGUAAGCCUGUUUUUUCCCCCCACUGGCUGGUCUGUGCCAGAGAAGGAAAAACAGAACAAAAAAGGAAGUUUUUUGCAUCAUUUGUAAGGAAACAUAAACGCGGGGGGGAUUUUUUUCAUACAUGAGUUGUAAAUGUUUUACUUGAAAUCAGGACCGCAGCUGUAUUUUGUUGGUUUGAAGUUGAGAUGGGGGGUAGUGCAGUGUCUGUUUAGUACUGACUUUGAGAGUGUGUGUAUAUUGUACUGUUGAAGCAUUGUGUACAGGCUGUUUGUUUGAUACUGGCAGUGAAUGUAUGUGAUGCCACAGUCCUACAUUUCAGUGAAGACGCAACUGAACUAUUGAAGGUUGUGCUUGAGUCCAAACUCCUAAGAUCAGGUGCGAACUACGAUAAAGUUUUUGUUUUUCAGACUUUAAUAAGAUUCAAUAAUCUUAUAUUUUCAUCAGUCUCAAAAUCAUAAGAAUUAUGUCCACUGAUGGUUCUCACAUCGUCUUAGAGCUUGUUUGUUUGUCUGAAAGCUCUCCUGGCACUAAAUGGGCGCAGGAAUAUCAAUACUGUUGCACUAGUUUUUCUUCCUUCAAGUAAGGACUUUGAUGGCGCCCAUGCACCAAAAUCUCAACAGUGAAAACACAGUCUCCUGCCGCCUGUUUAGAUCAACCAUCUGCAGGAGAUUGUGUAUCACAUAAUGAUACAUAAUCGUUGCACCUGCUGGAAAAAGAUGAAGUUGGAAAUUGUUGAUCUCAUUUUAUUUGUGCAGACAAAAUACUGAUACAUUUUCUGUGAAGUUAAACAGAGGAGGAAAAUCCUUUUUCUUUCCCCCUGCUAUUACAAUCAAAUGAUCUAAGCUAUGAUUCCAAGAUAAGAAACAGACAUAAUAACACAAACACCUAGAAAAUAUAACACACUUCAAUGCAAUAUCAAUGCAGUAAAUACUACUUUUGUGAAGCCUAUAUUGUUCUGAUAAGUCGUUAUACUCAGGUGUUUCUAUUAUUAUUCCUGUUUUUUUACGGGCCCUGAUAUUUAGUGAAUAAGGCCUCAGAUCUUCACCUGCUUUCUGUAAAGCGGGUUAAAAACAUUGUCAAACCCACAAUUAUUGCCAUUUGUUUGAACUGUGUUGUAAGACAGCCUUUGAAUGGGCUUUAAACAGAAUGAAUGUCCUGGGUUUCAAACAGUCAACAUCACUAAUCAUUGAGAUUAUUGAUUGCUUGUGAUCAUGUUUUUAAAGUGUCCUAAAUUCUCACUUUCAUAAGAAAUGUUGAAGAAAUGGUCUGUGGCUUCAUGUUCUUCUCUGUAUGCAGUGCUCCAAACUGCAUUAUAGUGUGCCGCUAAUAUAUUUCCAUAACAUACCAUGCUGUCAGAACCU
This is a messenger RNA of Plectropomus leopardus (leopard coralgrouper), 8832 nucleotides long. RefSeq names its product phosphatidylinositol 4,5-bisphosphate 3-kinase catalytic subunit alpha isoform-like. Gene Ontology annotation, biological process: phosphatidylinositol 3-kinase/protein kinase B signal transduction; phosphatidylinositol-mediated signaling; phosphatidylinositol-3-phosphate biosynthetic process. Gene Ontology annotation, cellular component: plasma membrane; cytoplasm; phosphatidylinositol 3-kinase complex, class IA. The record is from RefSeq and is a predicted model, not a curated record. Lineage: Eukaryota; Metazoa; Chordata; Actinopteri; Perciformes; Serranidae. Gene Ontology annotation, molecular function: 1-phosphatidylinositol-3-kinase activity; 1-phosphatidylinositol-4-phosphate 3-kinase activity.